GGUCCGCGGCGGGGGUGAAAUUUCUCGAAGCGGCGGCGGCGGCGGGGCCCGAGCAUGAACCACAAGAGCAAGAAGCGAAUCCGCGAGGCGAAGCGCAGCGCCCGGCCCGAGCUCAAGGACUCCCUGGACUGGACGCGCCACAACUACUGCGAGACCUUCCCGCUCAGCCCGGCCGCCUGCAAGGACAAUGUGGAGCGGGCGGACGCGCUCCAGCUGUCGGCGGAGGAGUUCGUGGAGCGCUACGAGAAGCCCUACAAGCCCGUGGUGCUGCUGAACGCGCAGGCGGGCUGGUCCGCCCAGGAGAAGUGGACGCUGGAGCGCCUGAAGCGCAAGUACCGCAACCAGAAGUUCAAGUGCGGAGAGGACAACGAUGGCUACUCUGUGAAGAUGAAGAUGAAGUAUUACAUCGAGUACAUGGAGACCACGCGUGACGACAGCCCCCUCUACAUCUUCGACAGCAGUUAUGGUGAGCACCCCAAGCGCAGGAAACUGCUGGAGGACUACAAUGUGCCCAAAUUCUUCACUGACGACCUGUUCAAGUACGCGGGAGAGAAACGCAGGCCGCCUUACAGGUGGUUUGUGAUGGGACCUCCUAGAUCAGGAACAGGAAUUCAUAUUGACCCCUUGGGAACUAGUGCCUGGAAUGCCUUGGUCCAGGGACACAAGCGCUGGUGUCUCUUUCCUACCAGCACACCCAGAGAGCUGAUCAAAGUGACACGAGACGAAGGAGGGAACCAGCAGGAUGAAGCGAUCACUUGGUUCAACAUCAUUUAUCCUAGGACACAGCUCCCCACCUGGCCCCCUGAAUUCAAGCCCCUGGAAAUCUUACAGAAAUCUGGCGAGACUGUCUUUGUGCCAGGUGGCUGGUGGCAUGUGGUUCUCAAUCUUGACACAACCAUUGCCAUCACACAGAACUUUGCCAGCUGUACCAAUUUCCCUGUGGUAUGGCACAAGACAGUAAGGGGGAGGCCCAAACUCUCAAGGAAAUGGUACAGGAUUCUAAAGCAAGAGCAUCCUGAGCUGGCAGUGUUAGCUGAUUCAGUUGACCUACAAGAAUCUACAGGUAUUGCUUCUGAUAGCUCCAGUGACUCUUCCAGUUCCUCUAGCUCCAGCUCCUCGGACUCUGAUUCAGAGUGUGAUUCUGGGUCUGAGACAGAGGGGAUGAUGCAUCGGAGGAAAAAGAGAAGAACCUGCAGCAUGAUGGGUAAUGGUGACACAACCUCUCAAGAUGAUUGUGUGAGCAAAGAACGCAGCUCCUCCAGGAUUAGGGAAUCUUGUGGAGGCCGCACUUACCCUUGAGAGAUAACAAGACCCGUCUAGAGGCAGCUGCUGCUCGGAGCUCCACUGGCAGUCAGCCAGAUCUGUUUCACCCAUUUCAGCUCCUGUCUCCUCCUGAACUGUUUUUAAGUUCUCACUGCUCCUCUCUGAACCACACUUUUCUCUUCUGUUCCAUGCUAUCUGAGGUUCACCCCUUGCUAACUUGUGGGGGAGGACAUUCCCCAACUCUACUGUGCAAUGCUUAGUCUGCUUCUGUGCCCCCCAGAUCAAUGCACUAAAUGAUCAGAGGAUAAACCCAGCUUUUGGUAAGGACGUGCCACGUGUCUGACGGCUCACAGGGUCCGCAAGGAAGUGGAAGAGAUGAGCUUUUAAAGAACUGUUUCUUUUUAAAACCAGCAGGUGAACCCAGGCACCUGCCUUGCUCUGACACUGUCAUAUGUUUACAUGUUGUCCUGCAUACACUUGAGAGGGAUGCAGCGCUUCUGUCCUACGUAGAUAUCCAGCGGAUCUUGUACCAGAGCACUGGAAAGGGCGACAGCUCUACAGACCCUAAGCAUAGGGGAGGACUUCAACUGUGGCAACGACUGCCCCUGAGAAGCACCUUUCUCUGUGUACACAGCACCUAAACCAGCCUGAAAGGUUUCUAAGAUGUGACAUCUUUAACCGGCAGCAAUUCACUUAUGCUUAGUAGCUCCCAUAGCGAAUAUAACAAGAUGCACUAGCACCUUGUCAUGACACUGGGGCUUGAGUGAGUCAAGUGGUUUGUUGCAGGUAAAAGCCAUGGAAAGGCCAUGAUCUGUUAACAGUUACCAAACCCCCUUAGGUCCAGGGGGAUAUUGAUGGUGGUGUUUGUUACUGACGCAUGCAGACUUUUUGAUGGUGACUGUGUAUGUUGGGCUUUAAGUAACAAGCAGUUACAGAACUGGGGGAUGAAUAAAACCAGUGCUGUUCCCCCUAUCUAAGCUCUUUAAGGUUGGAAGCUGCCUACAGUAAGUGUUGCCAUCUCUAGAAGCAACAGGUGAGGGGAAGAACUAUUUUGUCUUAAACUUCUACAAGUACAAUGGGAUGCUUGGGUUUGCCCAGUUGCCAUUGUAUUAUGUUGGGGGCAGCUCUCCUCCCCAGGGGAUCUGUUGGGAUUGCUGUUUACCAAGGGCCUGUGCACUAAAAGCUUUCCCGUAGCCUUGUCCUUGCCAGGGUGGAGAUUUGCUGUGCCAGGGAGAAAUACUCAUCUAUCAAGAACAACAUACCCAAGCCCUGGCUGUUUGUGUUUGCUCCUUCCUGAGCCCUAGCAGAUGACAAACCAGCUUUGUUUCCAUCCUGCUGUUUGGAAGGGAGAGCUUGAAGAGGAAAUGGACUGUUAGAGUCAUGCAGCAAUGUCCAGCUAGAGGCAGAUUGUCAUCCUUAACUGUGAUUUCUGUCUGGGUUGGAUUAAGUGGAAGCCUGCAUGUUGGUUUUUAAUGUCCAUUCCUCUGUGAUUUCCCCUUCCCUCUUUGGGAGACCAGGUUGCAGCAUAUUGUAAGAGUGAAGCCAGCUUGUCUUUGUCAUUAGUACAGACCCUUGUUUCCAAACCACCUAUGUGUCUGUCACUUGUCAGAGGAGCACAGAGUGGUGGCUCAUUGACACAUUGCUGAGCAAAAUCCAAGGGUCGUGCUGGUGACAACACUACAUGUUGAGCAGCCAUGUGAAGGAGGUCCCUUCCUUGAGACCAGCUGAUUCUAUAAGGUGUCAAGACUUCCAGCACCCUUCGCCCAGAUGCCAGUAUUGUGCCCAGCAGAUUGACCCCUGGAGUCUACCUGGUGCAUCUAAUCUUCAUCAGAUGAAGCAAGCUUCAGCUGCUGCCUCUUGAGAAACAAUAUGGGCAUUCAGUGUGGGCAAGCUUGGUGCUAAAGGUGAGGGCAGCCUGGGUCAGCAAGGUCUCUGUGCUGUGCCUUGGGCAGCUCUGCCUGUCCACCAUGCCAGGCUAGUGGUUAGUGCAUGAAGAGUUGGCAGAAGCUGCAGCUAGCUGUUCCCUUUGACAGCGUGGGUACAGCUCUGCCAUUAUGAUAAUGCUAAGAGGUGGAGAAGCCAACCUGCCUCCCAGUGCCAAGGAAGCUCCACCUGUUCUAACAGUAGCAUAAUCUGAAGAUCCAGAGGGCAGGGUGCUUACCCCUUUGUCUACAGACUGUUGAAUGAAGUGAAAAUAAAAGGAAUCAACAUGGAUGUGGGGCCUUCUGUUGACUGGCCCAUGCUGUGACAUUUGAUGCUAGCUACAGGGCAGGUGAAAUCAGCAACUAUAAACCAGCUUCCCUGAUCCAUGUAUUUUCUCAUCUGAAGCUCAGUGUCUCUGCUCAGGCAGCCUGUAGUAGUCUGGGAGUCAGGACUCCUGGGAUCUACAUUAUGCUCUUCCAUUGACAUGUUACCCUGGCCUAGCUGUCCACCUCUGGGUUCUACCUAUAAAAAGGAGAGAAGACCUACCUCACAGGGGUGUUGUGAGGCUAUGUGUAGCUAAUGUCUGUAAGACCCAAAGAUUCUUAUGCAAAAGUUGUUGAAAAUGACAGGACUGUUGAAGGAUCCCAGCCUAUUUUAAGAUAGAAACUGCUUUUCAAAUGGGCACUAACUCCUGUUCCAUAUAGAAGGUCACUUGAAACUGCUGGAUUAUUAUAAUCCUGGUUUUACUGUUUUACAUACUGUGACCAGAGAGGAGAAAUUUCUCAGAUCAGGCAGUGCUUUCCUAUCCCAGUCUGACAGAACAGAUCAUAUUCCAAGUCUCCUCUACCCCUGCUGCAAGCUGGAGAGACUGGUGGGUAACCAUCUUAUCAAGCCCCUCUCUGCAGAUCCUGUUUGUUAACAGGUGCAUGUUUCUUGGUGUCUGUUCUGUACACAAGGCACAGUGGGAGCUAGUGGCUCUCUGGAAGGAAGUGCUGGCUUCCCUUCCUCUCCUCUUGCCCUUCAGUAGACUAAUGCCAAUUUGUGUUCUGAAUUACUUCAAGUCUCCUCAGCUGCUUACUAGAGACAUCAGCAUCUGUCAUGUUCCAUGUAGGUCCUUUUUCCUCCCUGUAUCCUCCACCAUUGUGAGGAAAGAGGUUAGACUCCAGGUGAGAGCUCCCUGUUUUCCUCGAGGGUCGGGAGGGAAAUGGAGUCCACUGCUCCAUUGGCCAGUCACUGCCACCCCAGCCCUGCAUUAGCUGCUCUUAUCCCUUCAUCCAGCAGAGCUGGAAUGCUCUUAAUUGUUUUAUUUGGAUGAUUGAUUGUGUUUGCUUUUUAUUUUAAAUAAAAUCAAUUAUUUUGCAUUA
Messenger RNA from Gavialis gangeticus (Gharial), 4550 nucleotides. It is a transcript of the gene JMJD6, whose product is annotated as arginine demethylase and lysine hydroxylase. Gene Ontology annotation, cellular component: nucleus; cytoplasm. Gene Ontology annotation, biological process: phagocytosis. NCBI's taxonomy places the organism in Eukaryota, Metazoa, Chordata, Crocodylia, Gavialidae. The transcript has 7 exons. Gene Ontology annotation, molecular function: P-TEFb complex binding; histone H4R3 demethylase activity. The record is from RefSeq and is a predicted model, not a curated record. Bases 55 to 1299 code for a protein of 414 amino acids.